Messenger RNA from Aureobasidium vineae, 1185 nucleotides. The record is from the annotation of a GenBank genome assembly. NCBI's taxonomy places the organism in Eukaryota, Fungi, Ascomycota, Dothideomycetes, Dothideales, Saccotheciaceae.
GACGUCAUGGCUCUCGAUGCUAUCUUGAAGGAAGUCUGGGCUUUGUAUGCCAUCUCUACGUUCAUCAUCCUAUCUCGUUAUGCAGUACGCCUACGAACCGUCGGGCUCAAGGGUCUCUACUGGGACGAUCUGUUUUGUUUCGGUGUAAUGAUCUUCAACACAGUCGAUGCUGUCGUUGUGCACAUUAUCCACUUCACUGGCGAAAGCUCGGAGGUCACGGAGAAAUGGCUCGAGACUGCUACUCAAGCAGACAUUGAUCGCGUCACCUACGGAUCCAAGUUGGAGUACACGGCAUGGUGCAGUUAUCCAGCACUUAUCUGGUGCAUGAAGUUCACCAUGCUGUUCUUCUACAAGCGCCUAACUCUCGGCUCCUUCCAUAACAAGCUCAUCAAGUACCUCUUCUGGUUCACCGGUAUCAGUUACUUUAUUGUCUGGUUUGUGCUCAUCUUUGGCUGCUUCNCCAUGAACUGGCAGGUCACACCUGCACCUCCAUGGAAGUGUGCUUUCAGACCGCAAAACUUCCUCGCUGUCGCCAUCCCCAACAUCCUGACUGACGCAGCUAUUCUUAUGGUUCCUAUCCCAAUGCUCUGGCAAUUGAAGAUGCCCUUGAAGAAGAAGAUCACCAUCGGAGUCGUCCUUUCAUCAGGAUUGUUCGUCAUCGCUGCUGCUAUCAUUCGUGUCGUUCUUUCUCUUGAUGCAGCACCGUCUGCCGCCAACAUCAAUGGAUGGGGUGUUCGCGAGACCUUUAUCGGUAUCUUCACCAUCAACGUACCUAUCCUUCGUCCUAUCUUCAGCAGAGCAUUCUGGCUGCCAGGCCCAUACGAUCCAAACGCUACCGGCAGAGGAUCGGGAUAUGGCAGAUCUGGCCACAAUCUUCAUUCAGCCCACGCCCACGGCAAGAACUACAAGGGCACUAAGCUCAACAGCGAAAUCGACAAGUCCGGCACUGUCAACGAAUAUGAGCUCGACGGCAGAACCCCAGUUUCGGACACUUUCGAUGUUGAGAGCCAAGCCUCGACAGAAAAGAUGGUACACACAAACAGCAAUCGUAGCCAGGAAUACCCAUACGAUGUGGACGAUGGUGUCCGUGUUGAGACUUCGUACGCCAUUCGUUCGACUCGUCGCGACGAGGAGACAGGAUCGAUCGCGCGCGGUAACUGGAACAGUAUCGGUGUGCCGAGAUGA